Messenger RNA from Nothoprocta perdicaria, 4126 nucleotides. RefSeq names its product phosphatidylinositol transfer protein membrane associated 1 (gene PITPNM1). The coding region runs from base 1 to 3594 and encodes 1197 amino acids. Gene Ontology annotation, molecular function: phosphatidylcholine binding; metal ion binding; phosphatidylinositol binding. NCBI's taxonomy places the organism in Eukaryota, Metazoa, Chordata, Aves, Tinamiformes, Tinamidae. Gene Ontology annotation, biological process: phospholipid transport. The transcript has 23 exons. The record is from RefSeq and is a predicted model, not a curated record. Gene Ontology annotation, cellular component: cytoplasm.
AUGCAUGGAGCUAAGAAGAGCCGGGAGGAGUCCAGCGGCGAAGGCAGCGGCGUGGAGAUCCUGGCCAACCGGCCCUACACCGACGGCCCGGGGGGCAGYGGGCAGUACACGCACAAGAUCUAUCACGUGGGCUCCCACAUCCCCAGCUGGUUCCGGGCUCUGCUGCCCAAGGCCGCGCUGCAGGUGGAGGAGGAGUCCUGGAACGCCUACCCCUACACACGUACCAGAUACACCUGCCCCUUUGUGGAGAAGUUCUCCAUUGAGAUUGAGACUUACUACCGGCCCGACUGUGGGCAGCAGGCGAACGUCUUCAACCUGAGCGCCGCCGAGAAGAGGCAGCGGAUUUUGGACACCAUCGACAUCGUGCGCGACCCCAUCUCCCCUGGCGAGUACAAGGCUGAGGAGGACCCCAAGCUCUACCGCUCCGCCAAGACAGGCCGGGGCCCGCUGGGUGACGACUGGCUGGAGGCAGCGGCCGGCGGGCCCCUCAUGUGCGCCUACAAGCUCUGCAAGGUGGAGUUUCGCUACUGGGGCAUGCAGUCCAAAAUCGAGCAGUUCAUCCACGACGUAGGCCUGCGCAAGGUGAUGCUGCGAGCGCACCGCCAGGCCUGGUGCUGGCAGGACGAGUGGACGGAGCUCACCAUGGAGGACAUCCGGCAGCUGGAAGAGGAGACRGCCCGCAUGCUGGCACAGAAGAUGGCCAAGUGCAGCGAGGCCGAGGAGGCGCCCGCAGCCGGUGCCGAGGGCUGCCCGGAGCUGGGCGAUGCCGAUGGGCAGGACGGCGCUGAGCCACAGGGGACAGCUGAUUCCUCCCCCGAUGAUACCUUUGCCAAGCAGUGGUCCACGUCUUCCCGGUCAUCUUACUCUUCCCAGCACGGAGGGGGGGUGUCUCCUCAGAGCCUCUCCGAGUGGCGCAUGCAGAACAUUGCCCGGGACUCCGAGAACAGCUCUGAGGAGGAAUUCUUCGAUGCCCACGAGGACCUGUCUGACAGCGAUGAGGUCUUUGCGAAGGAGAUGACCAAGUGGAGCUCUAACGACUUCCUGGACACGCUGGAGCGGCCGGUGGAGCUGGAUGAACCGCUGGGGGACGGGGCCGGUGGUACCAAGGCCGAUGGUGAAGGGCUGGUGGGGCCCAGCCUGCCGGAGGGCGCCUCAGCAGGGAGCGCAGCACAGGCCUGCCGCAUCCACGUGCUCUUCCUCAUCCUGCACAGCGGGAACAUCCUGGACCAGGGCGUGGGCGAGCCGGGCUCCAAGCAGGCGGACGUGCAGACGCUGGCGGCCACUUUCGAUGCUGUCACCCGCGUCCACUUCCCGGAGGCAUUGGGGCAUGUGGCACUGCGCCUGGUUCCCUGCCCGCCCAUCUGUGCUGCUGCUUAUGCCCUCGUCUCCAAGCUCAGCCCGUACAGCCACGACAGGGACAGCCUGUCCAGCAGCCAAGACCACAUCCCGCUGGCAGCCCUUCCCCUCCUGGCCACGUCCUCGGGGAGCUACCAGCAUGCGGUGGGCACCGUCAUCACCCGCGCCAACCAGGCUUACAGCACCUUCCUGCACUCCGCCGAGGGYGCUGGUUUCUGCGGCCAGGUGGUGCUGGUUGGGGACUGCGUGGGAGGCAUCCUGGGCUUCGACGCGCUGUGCCAAAGCCGAGCAGGCUCAGGGGGCAGCCGGAGCAGCAGCCGCCGGGGCAGCCUGAGCAUGGAGCCCAUCUCUCCUGAGCUGGGCGGUGGGAGAGACCCGCUGGCUGAAGGCGCWGACGGAGCGGGAGGAUCGGCCCAGGUCCAUGCCGAGCCGGGGGCGCAGCUGCCCUCGCCGGAGCCUGGGGACUGUCAGCCCCACAGCUCCUUGGGCAGCCCGCAGGCCAGCGAGGCCCCGCCAGAGGCGGAGGCACCCCGGGGUGGUAGCUCGGCGCUGGAUGGGGCUGAGGGCGCCAGCGCCCGUCUUGACUUUAAGGUAUCCGGCUUCUUCCUCUUUGGCUCUCCACUGGGGCUGGUGCUAGCGCUGCGCAAGACCGUCAUGCCUGCUAUGGAUGUGGCCCAGCUGCGUCCUGCCUGCGAGCAGAUCUACAACCUCUUCCAUGCGGCUGACCCCUGCGCCUCUCGCCUGGAGCCCCUCUUGGCCAAGGCCUUCCACGCGGUGCCGCCUCUCGGCGUGCCCCGCUACCAGAAGUACCCACUGGGAGACGGCACCUCCUCACUCCUGGCAGAGGCCCUGCAGACGCACUCCUCCCUCUUCCUGGCUGAGGUAGACGUUGCUGUCCCUAGCACUCCCACCGGUGGUUUCGGAGGCUUCUGGAGAGGCAACGAGACGGGAGAACCUCCCACACCUGCCAGCACCAGUGAAGUCGUCAAGAUCCUGGAGCGCUGGUGGGGCCCGAAGCGCAUCGACUACUCGCUGUACUGCCCCGACGCGCUGACCGCCUUCCCCACCAUCACGCUGCCUCACCUCUUCCAUGCCAGCUACUGGGAGUCCUCUGACGUGGUGGCCUUCAUCUUGCGGCAGGUGAUGGAGAAGGAGGGUCCGCAACCCACGGAGAGCGAGGAGAGCUCCAUCUACAGCCCUGCUAUCCCGCGGGAGAAGUGGCAACGCAAGCGCACCCAAGUGAAGAUUCGGAACGUGACAGCCAACCACCGGGCGAGCGACACCAUUGUGUGUGAGGGCAAACCCCAAGUCCUCAGCGGGCGCUUCAUGUACGGACCCUUGGACGUGGUGACACUCACAGGGGAGAAGGUGGAUAUCUACAUCAUGACGCAGCCGCUGUCGGGCAAAUGGCUGCACUACGGCACAGAGGUGACCAGCGGCAGUGGGCGCCUGGCGUUCACCAUCCCUCCAGACAAAGCCUUGGCCAUUGGCAUCUACCCCGUGCGCAUGGUGGUGAGGGGCGAUCACAGCUAUGCAGAGGCGUAUCUGACCGUGGUGGCACGGGGCACUGAGUCAGUUGUGUUCAGCAUCGAUGGCUCCUUCACAGCCAGCGUUUCCAUCAUGGGCAGCGACCCUAAAGUGCGGGCUGGGGCUGUUGAUGUCGUAAGGCACUGGCAGGACUCAGGCUACAUGAUCAUCUACGUGACGGGCCGCCCUGACAUGCAGAAGCACCGCGUGGUGGCCUGGCUCUCCCAGCACAACUUCCCGCAUGGCGCCGUCUCCUUCUGCGAUGGUCUCACCCAUGACCCACUGCGCCAGAAGGCGGCUUUCCUGCAGAGCCUGCGCACUGAGGCAGAGAUCGCCAUUGUCGCCGGCUACGGCUCCACCAAGGACAUCUCUGUCUAUAGCUCCCUGGGCCUUUCYCCGGCGCACAUCUACAUUGUGGGCCGGGCCGUGAAGAAGUUUCACAACCAGUGCCAGUUCCUCUCUGAAGGCUACGUCGCCCACCUGGCCCAGCUUGAGACGGCAUCCCUGGCCCACUCCCCCAAAGGGCCACCCCGGCCCACGCUGGGCAAAGGCACCUAUGGCUGCCCGGCGCCCGUYGACUUCCUGCGCAAGCAGAGCCAACUGCUGCGCUCUCGGGGGCCGAGCCAGGCGGAGCGUGACGCGGCGCCGCCGCCGGGCCUGCCCCGCUCCAAGCCCCGCAGCGUCAGCCUCAAGCUGGAGAGCGAGGAGUGAGCGGGGGACGGCCCCCAUCUCAUCACCAUCGGGCGCCCGCAGCCUCCGUUCACCAGGCAGGAGUGCCCGCUCCGUUAACCAGCACCGCGUCCCAUGGCAGGCCUGGAGCUGAUGCCCUGCAGAGGGAGGCCCUGGGGUGAAGCUCGCAGGGCCCUGAAGGACAGGGCCUCCCUUGGCGCGGAGCCACCACGGCUCGUGCCCGYUGCCCCAAAGCCUCUCCCCAGCCUCUCCAUCCUGUCCCCCCUGUUCCUGAGGCCCUGUUUCUCCAGGUUCAUGGGAACUACGGCUGGGCACUGCCCUCUGGGUUUUGAACCUCCUGCCCCAGCCUUUCCUUCCAGCAGGUUUGGGCAGCAGGGGCCCUGCCCUUGGCAGGGUUUUCUUGCCCUGCUUCCCUUCGUCCAGCAUUUCUUCCCGCUGUGGUUCCCACUCCCUACCCUCAUGCCCCUCAGGGCAGGGACAGCACUGGGAGCUUGUGGUUACACUCUGGGGCCCAGCAGCACCCUCCUUGUUUCCCGCCCCCACCCUUCUCCCC